Sceloporus undulatus (fence lizard) is the source of this 2454-nucleotide messenger RNA. It is a transcript of the gene LYL1, whose product is annotated as LYL1 basic helix-loop-helix family member. The record is from RefSeq and is a predicted model, not a curated record. Gene Ontology annotation, biological process: regulation of transcription by RNA polymerase II. Gene Ontology annotation, molecular function: DNA-binding transcription factor activity, RNA polymerase II-specific; protein dimerization activity; RNA polymerase II cis-regulatory region sequence-specific DNA binding. The coding region runs from base 586 to 1458 and encodes 290 amino acids. The transcript is spliced from 4 exons. NCBI's taxonomy places the organism in Eukaryota, Metazoa, Chordata, Lepidosauria, Squamata, Phrynosomatidae.
GCAGCUCCUUCCAGUGGCCACGCAGUGCCUGUCAAAAAGGGAAAGAGAGAGAGAAAGAGAGAGAAGUGGCCUCAGGGGGAUUUGGAGGUGGCAGGAAAAGCUUGGAGCCUAAUUGAUUUGAUGUCCCCAACCCCACAGCUCAUAACAAUAAUAAUUAUUAUACCCAAGCUCUGACUCAGGGAAGCAGUGGAGAAGAGAGGAAGCAGCCACGAAUCAUGGCCUCCGAACAUGGUAGCUGGCAGGAGCCAUGUGGCCGGCGUUUGGGGUGAAGUGCCCAGCGGUGCCAGUUAGCCCCGACUUCUCCAGGUGCUAGGAUUGGAUCACAGGCCCUCCUGGUUUGUUGUUGUCUUCAGGUAGACUGCAGUGGUCCCGGUUCUACAUGCCCCCCCACCUUGCCAUUCGGGCCUCCUCCUUGCAACCGGCCAUCAGGUGACGACGCUCCAUCUCCCUUUGAAAUUCCCAGCAGCUGGACAGGAUUGUACUGCUUGCCUGCCUGCCUGUCCGUCAGCCACAAGGGAUCAAGAAAAUGACCCUCUUUGACCUUUGGAGAAGGAAAGGUGCCUUUGGAUGGGUGAAGUCUGACAGAUGAGAAGCAGUGCCAAAAUGAUGGAGAAGCUGAAGAGCCCCCAGCCACCUGUUGAUCCUGAGCACCAAGAGCCUCUCCCACCUUCUUCCCCUGCACCCCUCUGCUCCCCAGCGAGUGGGGAAGAGGAGGUAGAGGCCACCCCACCCUCUAACUCUAGCCCCAUCUCAUCUUCCCCUCAAGCCAAAGGGAGCCCUCCCUCUGAGACUUCUCCAGCACCUCUACCGCCCAACAUUCCUGUCAUCAGUCUGGGCUACAGCAAGCCUCCCAACCAUGCCGAGGUGCCCACCACCCAACUCACUGCACUGCACCCCAUUCCCAGCUUCUUGCAACUCUCAGCAAUGCCACCAGGUCCUCCUCCACCUCCUCUGACUCUCGCUGGAGUAAGAAGUCCUCUUUUGACCCCACCGUAUCAGCCUCUUCCAUUCCUCAACAGCAUCUACAUUAGCAGCUCUGGACCAUUCGGCUUCUUCCCUAACAAUCGCCUCAAGCGCAGGCCAAGCCCUUAUGAACAGGACAUUACUGAGGGUCUUCAGCCUCAGAAGGUGGCACGCCGGGUCUUCACCAACAGCCGGGAGCGUUGGCGGCAGCAGAACGUGAACGGGGCCUUUGCCGAGCUUCGGAAACUCAUCCCCACCCACCCCCCUGACAAGAAGCUGAGCAAGAAUGAGAUCCUCCGCUUGGCCAUGAAAUACAUCAACUUCUUGGUCAAAUUGCUGAGUGACCAAGCCAGGCUGGCUGGGGGAGGAGAGCUUCCUGAUGCAGAGGCCCCUUGCAAUGGGACCCCAAGGACUCCCUCGCCACCCGCACCCAUAAAACUGGAGCAGGUGACGGCAGAACCUGUGACUGUGUUGGAGGCAGGAGAGCCACGGUGAUGAAGAAGAUCCUGUAUCACCAUGUGACUGUGGCCUCCAGCUUGCCUUCUUCUCCAGCUUCCCCUCCACACAGAAGCACCACCCAUGGGGACUGAGCCCACACAAGGGGCCGGGAUAAUGCUUUGUCCAGCAAAUUCCAACAAAACUGGGAACAAAAGCCAUUGGGGAUGGGUUGUAUGAUGCUAGGGGUUGCUCUUGACUUUCAGAGGUGAGGGAUGGAUGGUCCAUGAAGGGAUGGAGAGGAAGACAGCAUAGUCUCUUCAGCUGCAGGUCUGCCUUCAUUUCUGGUCAAUGUCCCAACAGAUGGAGACUUUGGGUAGAGCAGUUGAAGUGGAACUCUUAAGUCUGUGUCCCCAGCAUUGCUUCUUUCUGGAAUAACCUCAAGAAAAAGAGGGUGUGUGGAUGGGAUAGCAGGGAAAGUCUGAUCAGGGGCAGCCCUACAGAGAGGCUGGUUCACAAGAGCCCUCCCUCCUAUGAGAAGGAGACUUUGAUAUAACGGGACACCAAUUUGGUUGGGAAGUGGCUCCUCUAAGCUAGUGGUUCUCAAACUUUGGUCCUCCAGAUGUUUUGGACUUCAGAGAAUUCCUGACUGCUGACCAAGCUAGUUGGGGCUUCUGGGAAUUGAGGUCCAAAACAUCUGGAGGUUUAAAGUUUGAAAACCACUGCUCUAAGCUUUCUACUCCAUGUGCUUGACGUCUGGUUUGAAACAUUUCCCCCAUCAUCGCUUUCCCCCCAGGUUCAGUCACCAGCUCUGCAUGUGAAUAUUUCAGCCUAGAUGGCAGAACAAAACACAAAGAACAGUGGCAGAGUUAAACUGUCACUCUCUCUGCACUGGAUCUGGUAAGGACAUAUCUUUUGCUCCCAGGCUCAGUCUUGUGAUAUUGGGUAUUGUGGUCCAGAAAACCACUAACAUGUCCAAGCUGUGCUCUGCCUCCCCAAAGUGAGGACUUGUUUCUUUUGUCUGUGUUCUCAAUAAAACUCCUGUGGUUUGCUAGA